Xylona heveae TC161 is the source of this 1041-nucleotide messenger RNA. RefSeq lists its product as hypothetical. The coding region runs from base 106 to 972 and encodes 288 amino acids. NCBI's taxonomy places the organism in Eukaryota, Fungi, Ascomycota, Xylonomycetes, Xylonales, Xylonaceae. The transcript is spliced from 4 exons. The record is from RefSeq and is a predicted model, not a curated record.
AAUGAAAAGCAUGCCAAUGCAACUGAAUGUGAUUACUUAUAAGAUGGAGAGCGCCCCAUUUCAAAAUUUGAUCAAAAAUUAUAUUCGACUUGGACACUUAUCACCAUGUCUUCCAGCACCACGACGCCUUCCGCGAAUGAAAAUGUUGAAGAGGUUGGAAAGAGAUAUUUCCUUCCGCGGAGCUACGAUGAGGGUAGGCGCAUGCAAAAUCAGCAUGAGUGGAUUAAGGGAUGCGCUGGUGGCCUGAUUAAGGCCCCAAUUGACCGAACACGCUCGAACCUUCAUGUGCUGGACGCUGCCACAGCGGAUGGCUAUUGGAUACAUGACGUCGCCAGGGAAUUUCCAAAAGAUGCCGAGUUCGUCGGUUUUGACAGCGCCCCUGAGGAGUUUCCGCCCAUCGAGAACCCCUCUACCAAAUUUCAUGUUGCCAAACAAAAUUUGAUCGAGACAUUCCCGGCGGAGUGGGCGAACAAAUUCGAUCUGGUUCAUCAACGCUUCGUCAUCCCCCUGUUCAAAGAAGCGGAGGUUCCAAACGUCCUAAAGAAUUUAACCGGCUGUGUCAAGCCUGGAGGAUGGAUUCAAUUGGUGGAGAUGGAUUUCAGCGCCUAUGUCCAAGCCGAGAAAACUACUGCGAUCAACAUGCUUCAUACAUUGACGAACUCAAUUGUCUCGGACCCCAAGGCUGCUACAAAGCUUGGACGUCGCCUUGAAGAGCAGGGUUUUGUCAAUGUACACUCUGAGGGAAUUAAUCUGGUUGCCGGAAACGCACCUGAAAGUUCUGAGCUGGGUGAACGGGGUUCUCGAAACAUGCUGGCUGUCCUGCAGUACUUUAUGUCAGUAGCAAAGCCGGAAAUGUUUGGCAUGACCCAAGAGGAGUGGGCAAGCUUGCCUGAGAAAUUUACGCAGGAUAUGAAGGAGCAUAAGAUGGUACUGAGAGUGUAUUACGUUUGGGCGCAGAAGCCGGAACAGUGAUUUAUUUUUGAUGAAAUACAUUGUAAUUAUUUCUUUUUUUUAAAAAAUAAAAUAAAGAAUUUCUAGAGC